Messenger RNA from Myiozetetes cayanensis, 1106 nucleotides. RefSeq names its product potassium voltage-gated channel interacting protein 3 (gene KCNIP3). Gene Ontology annotation, biological process: regulation of potassium ion transmembrane transport; negative regulation of transcription by RNA polymerase II. NCBI's taxonomy places the organism in Eukaryota, Metazoa, Chordata, Aves, Passeriformes, Tyrannidae. The transcript is spliced from 7 exons. Gene Ontology annotation, molecular function: calcium ion binding; DNA-binding transcription repressor activity, RNA polymerase II-specific; RNA polymerase II cis-regulatory region sequence-specific DNA binding. The record is from RefSeq and is a predicted model, not a curated record. The coding region runs from base 78 to 851 and encodes 257 amino acids. Gene Ontology annotation, cellular component: nucleus; voltage-gated potassium channel complex.
GCCCCGGCUCCCGCAGCACCCACCGCCCGCACCCUGCCGGGCUCUGGGGGACCCCCAAACCCACCCCCCCUGGGGCCAUGGGCAUCCAGGGCAUGGAGCUGUGCGCCGUGGCCGUGGUCAUCCUGCUCUUCAUCGCCGUGCUCAAGCAGUUCGGCAUCCUGGAGCCCAUCUCCGUGGAAGACAACAGCGAUGCCGACGUGGAGCUCCUGACCAUCCGGCACCAACCCGAGGGGCUGGAGCAGCUCCUGGCCCGGACCAAAUUCACCAAGAUGGAGCUUCAGUCCCUCUACCGCGGCUUCAAGAACGAAUGCCCCAGCGGCCUCGUGGACGAGGAAACCUUCACCCUCAUCUACUCACGGUUCUUCCCCCAAGGCGACGCCACUUCCUACGCCCACUUCUUGUUCGACGCCUUCGACGCCGACCACAACGGCGCUCUGUGCUUCCAGGAUUUCGCCGUGGGGCUCUCGGUGCUGCUGCGGGGGACGGAGCAGCAGAAGCUGAAGUGGGCGUUCGACCUCUACGACGUGAAUAAGGACGGCUACGUCACCAAGGAGGUGACACUGGGGGACGCCGGGGGGGCUGGCGGGGCGGGGGGCACGCAGAGAGGGACGCGCCGGUGCUCUGUGUGCCCCCAGGACAUGCUGGAGAUCAUCAAGUCCAUCUAUGCCAUGAUGGGGCCCUGCACAGAGCCCGCCCUGCGGGCCAGCGCCCCGGCCCAGCACAUGGAGCUGUUCUUCCAGAAGAUGGACAGGAACGGGGACGGCGUGGUGACCUUCGAGGAGUUCCUGCAGACCUGCCAGGAGGACAAGGACAUCAUGAGCUCCAUGCAGAUCUUCCACAACGUGCUCUAGACCCUGGGACCCCCUGGAGACAGGAGGGGACAAGGACAACGCUGCCACUAGAGCCCCCAGCAUGGCACUGGCACCUGCAAGAUGGACCCAUUUUGGGGGGCUGAGCCCCCCUCGACAAGGACCCCCCGCCCUGGGUGGCACAGGGAGCUGGCACGGGGCAAACAGGACCCCGACACCAGGGCCCCCCAGGGUGGGGACCCCUGGGACAUGGGGACCCCCUGGGAGGGCUCCCUGGGAUGUGGGGACUCCUCAGAG